This is a messenger RNA of Heterobilharzia americana, 995 nucleotides long. The record is from the annotation of a GenBank genome assembly. NCBI's taxonomy places the organism in Eukaryota, Metazoa, Platyhelminthes, Trematoda, Strigeidida, Schistosomatidae.
AUUUAUUCAUAUUAUGUGGGAAAGUAUUCAGUAUUUUCUGGGAUAUAAGUUAUUCUUUUUAACUCUAAUAAACUUUUCUAAACCUAAUGACUUCUCAAGGUUAAAUUUAUUAACACCAAAUCGUCCUGGUUUAAAAAUACAUCCACUUUUUUCACAUUUUACACCAUUUGAUGAUAUGCUUCAUAUACAAUCACGUAGACAACGUCUUGGUAUAAUAAGAAGUUAUAUGAUAGAAAAUAUGCAUCAUUUAUAUAUUGGCCAUAGAAUUUAUGGUCGAUUAGAUCAAAUAAUGUUCUUUUAUCUCAAAUUAUCUGAAUUAUUAAUGAAUAAAUCUAUACCUAAUAGUGAAAAAAGUAUUAAUGAAACAUUUAUUGAUGUAUUAAAGAUUGUUACAACCUAUUCAAUUGAUAAAACCUAUUUACAUUUUAUUCAUGUAGCAAAUUCUACAAAUUUUACAACUGUUCUAUAUAAUUUUAUAAGAAAUGUAUAUAACAAACCAAUUAUGCCAAAGAAAUAUAUUCCAGGUAAACCACUACAUAUAUUAUUAAUGCAUGCAUGGAGAUUAUACUACUUAUUAGCUCUAGGCAGCUCUAAUAUUUGGUUCCAUUUCAGACCAAAUAAAAAAGUCUAUGAGGGGGAUUUAAGUAAAAUACAUGAUGAAUGGAGUGUUCUAUUUAUCUAUGAUUUAUGUCGAACUAUUGAAAAGUACAGAAAUUUAACUAAUAAUUAUAAUGAUUAUUAUUUACCAAAUGGAUUUGUCCAAAUCUAUGCUUAACUAAUCCAUGCCUUGAUAUGACUAAUACAAUAUCAAGUAAAUGUACAAUGAAUGGUUAUCUUGAAAAUGAUUAUCAAUGUGAAUGUCAACCAGACCAUACAUGGCAUAGUAUUAAAGGCUAUGAAGGUGAUCCUUUUGGUAUUUAUUAUUUUUGUCUAUUUUUCUCCUUGUUAAACUCUCUAGUUUAUUGGAAAUUCCUAUUUAAACAUUUAGAAAAUCU